Molecule: messenger RNA, 1793 nt
Organism: Anarrhichthys ocellatus (wolf-eel)
Lineage: Eukaryota; Metazoa; Chordata; Actinopteri; Perciformes; Anarhichadidae
Product: transcription factor E2F5-like
Exons: 9
Coding region: 300-1361 (353 amino acids)
Biological process (GO): regulation of transcription by RNA polymerase II
Cellular component (GO): RNA polymerase II transcription regulator complex
Molecular function (GO): RNA polymerase II cis-regulatory region sequence-specific DNA binding; protein dimerization activity; DNA-binding transcription factor activity, RNA polymerase II-specific
Source: RefSeq, a predicted model, not a curated record
AUAAUGUUGGUGUUUCCGGUACAAACCUUUCACGAUAAAUCUGUGUGGGAGAUAAACGAACUGUGAUGAAAGUAUAUACAAGUACAGUGACAAUGUUUUACCCAGAAAGUGUUCCUUCCAAGAUGUAACGUUAUUCAAAUCAAUAUAAAACUACAAAUUGUGGCUCAAACCCAGAUUAGACAUUUAUUUUGAAGAACAAUAUUUCUGUUUGUGUGUCGCGGGCUCUCUGCAGGUGAUUCAAACAUCACAGAACACGGAGGUUCCCGGGACUCAUUUGAUCUGCUCUCACGUGCAGGAGAAUGGAUCUUGAAGGUAGCCCACAUAGUCCAGACGGAGAGACCACCACGCUAGACCCCAAAUACCAGAGAAGUCGGAGGAGCCUUACUGUGCUCGCCACGAAGUUUGUCAGCUUGUUACAAGAAGCUGAAGGCGGUGUGCUGGACCUGAGAGACGCCAUCAGGGUCCUGGCUGUCGGAGAGAAAAGGCGAAUCUACGACAUCACAAAUGUUUUGGAGGGCGUUGGUGUGAUUGUGAAAAUCUCCAAGAGCAUUGUAAAGUGGAAUGGCACAUUGCCAGGAGAAAAUGCAUACAGAGUAAGCAACAGAGUGAUGGCGCUGAGGGCGGAGCUGAAGGACUUGGAGCGGAAGGAAAUUAUGUUGGACCAGCAGAAAUUCUGGGUUGAGCAGAGCACCAGAAACACAAGAGAAGACUGCAGCCAUCUGACCUAUGUGAAUCAUGACGAUAUCUGCAACUGCUUCAGCGGCAAUACUCUCUUGGCAGUACAAGCGCCAUGUGGCACACAGCUAGAUGUGCCCAUUCCCAAAGCUGUCCAGAACUGCCCAGCAAAGUACCAGAUCUAUCUGAAAAGCAUCAAUGGACCGAUAGAUGUUGUACUUCUUAACAAACUCUCCGUCAGCUCUGUUCCUGUCGUGCUGCCAGUCCCACCGCCUGCAGAACUUUUACGGAGUGCCAAAUCAGCCAUGUCCACUUCAGACGAGACCGAAGGCAGCAUCGCGCCGUGUCAGGCUUCAGCUAAUAUCAAACAUGGCACCAAAUCUAGAAGGACAUUCAUAGAGGACAUGCUGCACCUUCAGCCGUCGUCACGUUCGAAUGCCGAGCCGAACAGAACCGCUUCAUCUGAAUUGCGAGAUUUAUCAAAAGAACUGCAGGACCUACUACGCCCGACCAAAGCAAUAAUGAAUGCAGAUCUGCUGAAGAAUCUUAUAGCCUCUGAUGUCAUGGUUGCCUCUGCUUUUCAGUUUUUUGUCCCCUCCGUCUAUCUCCGCCUCCAUUUCAACAAGAAGGCGUCUCUGACCUCAUUGACACCCCCAUGCUCAAUGUUUGACCAUAAACUUCUUUAAGGACUUCAAAGAAAGCAGUUUACUCCAGAAAUGUACAUAGUUGCCUGUUUUUAAUUAGUUAUUUGAUUAUACCAAAUAUUAAACAAAUGAUUUUCAACAUUGUGUCUACCUCAUUCAUAUACUGAGAAGCAGAAACUAAUGUAAAUACUUUGCAAUUUUAUACAGUCCAAUACAAACUGUAAGUAGGAUCCAUCCUCUGGGGAGCAUGAAUGUCGGCACACAAUGUUGUGCCAAUCCAUCCGGUAUAUGAGAUAUUUCAGUCUGGACCGUCCCGAGAGCCGUGGCCAGUUCCCCCUGAUCUCCUUGUGAAGAGGCUCAACAGUUGUAUUUACCCUCCUAUAGACUGUGCCUGAAUAAGGAAAAAUGAGGUGAAGUGGUAUUUACACAUUCGAGAUGCAUUUGAUUCAUAUUAUUCAGUAUUAAUAGUAACUA